Molecule: messenger RNA, 372 nt
Organism: Phytophthora sojae
Lineage: Eukaryota; Oomycota; Peronosporomycetes; Peronosporales; Peronosporaceae
Exons: 1
Coding region: 1-372 (123 amino acids)
Source: RefSeq, a predicted model, not a curated record
AUGCCCCCGGACGUGAUCUGCACCGUCUUCGCGAUGACUGCGUACGAUCUAGACGACCUGGUGACGAUUCUCUACGACGACCCGAGCAUUUCACGUGAAGUUGUGAGUGCUGCCUUGCAAAAUGCGUCAGGCUUGGGGCAUCUGCGUAUCGUCCACUUCCUCAUAGACAAACCUGAGAUCACGCAGUCCGUGAAGCAAGUGGCCCUGCUGUUCGCAGCUCGGAGUAACUACCGAGCUGUUGUUCAGCUGCUGGAGAAGGGCGAAGACUGGCCACUUGCCACUUUGAAUGAAGCACUGAAAUUGACGAGCAGCCCGCGGCUGAAACAAUUUUUGAGGGAGAGAAUUGGUGACCUAGCGCCGAGGCUGCAGUGA